UGGGCAACUGAAGACCGCCUUGUGCCCUGAGGCAGGUAUUGUGUGUGUGGACAUGAGAUAGCUGUGUGAACAUUGCAGUGAUGUAGUGAGGGGUCAAACCGUUCAGGGCCUUGUAGACAAGAGUAGCUUUGGCUUUUUUGUGCAGUUCAGCUACUGGGAGCCAUUCAAGUGAGUCUAGAAGGGUUGAAGUAGAGGUGUACCUGUCACAGCCUAGAAUUACCCUGGCCACCCUGUUUUGUAACUUUUGCAGUUUAUCAAUAUUCAUACUCUGGUAGAACCGGAAUGGUAGGUGAGACCACUGACACUACACAAAGUCCUUGGUAAGACACGUUCGGUGCCCAAAGCUGCCGUCCUCUCAUCUGCGAUUUGCUGAGACAUCCAAAUCUAAGUUUCCCACUAUGGCUGCCCAACAACCCGUCACAAUCCUUGUACCUUUCUGUCAGAGGGCUGUAGACUACAGCACUACGGAAAACCUGCUCCGCACGUGUGAAGGGAUCCCCGUGCGUAAAGUCAUCUUCAGCUACCUACAGGAGGGUGAAAGUCUCUUGGACUACUUCUACCGACUUAAAGAAGUUGUUACCGGAAAUGACGUAGAUGUAGUUCUGGCGAUCUAUGACAUUGCUACGCUCGUGCAGUCGGCUCUGGUACGAGAGUUCCCGAAUCGACUCGAAGGGCCGAGUGUGGAGUCGUCGUUUCUCGCCUAUCACAAGGUCUACACCAGACAGUGCCUGGACCCGGACACCGAUCAUUCUUCUCACGGCGUCUUGGACUUGGACUCAGAGACCCUUCUUGAAGAUGCUGAUGCUCUGCUAAAGAGGGUGGGGCUUCCUGCCUUUGUCAAGGUUCCUUGUGGACAUAGUUCGAUUGGGGUAUGGAAGAUCAGCAGUGGCGACCAGCUGGCGGAUGUACUGGGAGCGGUGAGACGGUUAAACGGGUUGCACUUCUCUCAGAACCAACACAGCUGCAGCGCCGCGUUCAUGCGUGACUUCCUACAGAAGGUGCUGGAUGUGGACCACUGCCCCAUGGUUCUGAGGGACACCAUUAUAGUGGAGCCGUACAUCGAUGCACCAGCAAAGGCGUGUGUGGAGGGAUGUGUCUACAACAAAGAGAUCCUCCACUGGGCCAUCUCUGACAGCCUCCACUGGCCGGGACAGGACAUCCCCUACCAGGGAAACUACAUGCCCUCUACCCUCUCAGAUGUGAUCCAGAGGCGACUGUGGGGCGGGUUUGAUAAGGUAGUGGGCAGGAUGGUGGAGCGCGGCUUCAACAACCAGUUCGUGCACGUGGAUUACUUCAUUUUGGCCGACGGACAGAUCAAGCUGAUCGAGGUAAAUGCCCGCAUGUCGGGGAAUCUGAGCGGCAUGUACGCGGCCUGCCUGUCGGGACGGGUGCAGCUACAGGCGCUCCUCGGGCUGUGCUGCGGGGUCCGUCCCGCCCUGCCUGCACCCACGGGCCGGGCCGCUCUCAACCUGCCUCUCCAAGUCCACGACAACUACACCGGGAAGGUCCGAGACAUGGUCAACCUGUCCGAGGUAGAAAUCUUAAAGGAAGACUCUGACGUCAAGAUAACUUGGUUCAUGUCUUUCGAUGACGAGUUUCUCCAUGGUAAGAUGGAGUUUGCGAAGCUUUGGACGUACGGAAAGACGCCUGACGACGCCAAGAAGAAGUGCAGGGAAGUGACACAGCGACUGGUGAAGAAACCAGAGCAGUUGAAAUUCAACUUUCCGUAAUUGAAUACAGUAGAAGCCAAUUAAUUGCACAGCGGAUAAAUACACACUUCUUUUAAUUGCACGGAAUCUCAAAGUUCGUAAUGAUGCGGUCCAGCUAAAUAACUCACUUUAUUUAUUGUCGCACUAUCCGGAUAAUUGCACAAAAUGUGCUGGCAAAUGGGUAGUGCAUUUAAACAGUUUCUACUGUACUCUGUUGCAAUGGGAAAAAUAAUAUAGUAUUGCAUGCAAUGAGGCGUUUACAUCUAAGGGCUAAAUUAAGAAUAUGACACGAAUGCAUUUUACUAACACGCUUUUCAAUAAAUGUUAACAUGCUAUAAUUAUUACUAUCCUGACUAAAUCGGGCUCCUAGUGUCCCGCCCAAUUGACUUUGGAGCCACACAUAGAGACAGAUCAAAACAAAACUAAAAGUUUUGUAUCCAUGUGAACCUUGAAAUUGUUUUCUUCUAUCUAACCGUAUGUAAGGGUGAAAAUAUAUUGAUGUUGCGUCUUUUUCCCGUCUAA
Messenger RNA from Branchiostoma floridae (Florida lancelet), 2231 nucleotides. RefSeq lists its product as uncharacterized. The transcript has 7 exons. NCBI's taxonomy places the organism in Eukaryota, Metazoa, Chordata, Leptocardii, Amphioxiformes, Branchiostomatidae. Gene Ontology annotation, molecular function: metal ion binding; ATP binding. Bases 399 to 1730 code for a protein of 443 amino acids. The record is from RefSeq and is a predicted model, not a curated record.